CCCAGGAACGGGUACCUUCCCUACUUGCUACCAGGCAGUACCGGAGACCGCCGUGCCCAGGGGUUGGAGAACUUCAAGGGAGCCGGCUCCGGCUGGCAGCGGGAGUGUGGCACGUCCCGGGCUGCAGACGCUGGCCAUGGCUUCAGUCCCCACCGCUGAGAGCUGGACCGACGGGGCGGCAGGCGUGGGAACGCAGGCAGAGAACCUGAGCGCUGGGUUGGGGGUCACUGAGUGGCUUGCGCUCCAGGCUGGCAACUUCUCCUCGGCUCUGGGGCUACCGAUGACAUCCCAGGCACCUUCCCAGGCACGGGCUAACCUCACGAACCAGUUCGUGCAGCCGUCCUGGCGGAUUGCACUCUGGUCGCUGGCCUAUGGCUUGGUGGUGGCUGUGGCAGUCUUUGGCAACCUCAUCGUUAUCUGGAUCAUCCUGGCCCACAAGCGCAUGAGGACCGUCACCAACUAUUUCCUGGUAAACCUGGCUUUCUCCGACGCCUCCAUGGCCGCCUUCAACACCUUGGUCAAUUUCAUCUAUGCUCUUCACAGCGAAUGGUACUUUGGCGCCAACUACUGCCGCUUCCAGAACUUCUUUCCCAUCACAGCGGUGUUUGCCAGCAUCUACUCUAUGACAGCCAUUGCAGUGGACAGGUAUAUGGCCAUUAUCGACCCUUUGAAACCCCGACUGUCUGCCACGGCCACCAAGAUUGUCAUCGGGAGUAUUUGGAUCUUGGCAUUUCUACUUGCCUUCCCUCAAUGUCUUUAUUCCAAAAUAAAAGUCAUGCCAGGACGUACUCUUUGCUAUGUGCAGUGGCCAGAGGGUCCCAAGCAACAUUUCACGUACCACAUCAUCGUCAUCAUCCUGGUGUACUGUUUCCCAUUGCUCAUUAUGGGCGUCACCUACACCAUAGUUGGAAUUACUCUCUGGGGAGGAGAGAUCCCAGGAGACACCUGUGACAAGUACCAUGAGCAGCUGAAGGCUAAGCGAAAGGUUGUAAAGAUGAUGAUCGUUGUUGUGGUGACAUUUGCCAUCUGCUGGCUGCCCUACCACAUUUAUUUCAUUCUCACCGCCGUCUACCAACAGCUGAACCGGUGGAAAUACAUCCAGCAGAUCUACCUGGCUAGUUUCUGGCUAGCAAUGAGCUCAACCAUGUACAAUCCCAUCAUCUACUGCUGUUUGAAUAAAAGGUUCCGCGCGGGCUUCAAGAGAGCAUUUCGCUGGUGUCCUUUCAUCCAAGUGUCUACCUAUGACGAGUUGGAGCUCAAGACCACCAGGUUUCACCCCACGCGGCAGAGCAGUCUGUACACCGUGAGCAGGAUGGAGUCGGUGACCGUGCUGUUUGAUCCCAAUGACGGGGACCCAGCCAAGUCCAGCCGGAAGAAAAGGGCGCUGCCCAAAGACCCAAGUGCCAACAACGGCUGCUCCCGCAGAGAUUCCAAAUCUGCCUCCACCACGUCAAGCUUCAUAAGCUCACCCUAUACCUCUGUGGAUGAAUAUUCCUAA
Messenger RNA from Alexandromys fortis (reed vole), 1498 nucleotides. It is a transcript of the gene Tacr3, whose product is annotated as tachykinin receptor 3. Lineage: Eukaryota; Metazoa; Chordata; Mammalia; Rodentia; Cricetidae. Gene Ontology annotation, molecular function: tachykinin receptor activity. Gene Ontology annotation, biological process: G protein-coupled receptor signaling pathway; positive regulation of flagellated sperm motility. The coding region runs from base 137 to 1498 and encodes 453 amino acids. The transcript is spliced from 5 exons. Gene Ontology annotation, cellular component: plasma membrane; sperm midpiece. The record is from RefSeq and is a predicted model, not a curated record.